CAUAAUACCCUACUUCAUAUUUCUUCUGUGUUGUGGAAAUUUGGGAGGGUACCUUACAUCGUUUUUAUGCACGAUCGGCGGCUAUAAAUGGUACCUUUUUAGGUCCCCAUGUCUAGGACAAAAGUAAGGGCGGCAUCUGAGGUGUGCGCCGACUGUACGGCCCCAGAUCCAACAUGGGCCUCCAUAAACCGCGGUGUUCUGAUCUGUGAUGAAUGUUGUAGUGUACAUAGAAGUCUGGGGCGCCACAUCUCUCAAGUCAAGUCACUUACAAAGGGGCAAUGGAGUCCCACACAGUUACUUAUGGUGCAGCAUUUAGCAAACCAUGGGGCCAACAGUAUCUGGGAACAUUCACUGCUAGACCCUUCACAGAGUAAACAUGGCAAAAAGAAGCCAGGUCCCAGAGACCAAGUUCAUCCUGUGAAGACAGAAUUUAUAAGGUCCAAAUACCAGUUCUUACAGUUUGUAAACAAACAGAAGGACGGAGAACUCAAUUCAAUAGAUGAUUUGAGCAAGCAAUUACACUCCAGUGUGAGAACAAAUAAUCUAGAAACAUGUUUACGUCUUCUGUCAAAAGGAGCAGAUCCAAAUUAUUUUCAUCCAGAGAAAGGAAAUUGUCCGCUACAUGUGGCAGCCCAGAGUGGUCAGCCAUUACAGGUGGAGCUACUUGUUGUGUAUGGAGCUGAUCCAGGGGCAUACGACUCCAAUGGAAAAACUCCCAUUGAUCAUGCCAAAGCUGAGGGUCAGAUGGAUUUAGCAGACAGACUUGUUGAAUGUCAAUAUGAAUUGACUGACAGACUGGCAUAUUAUCUCUGUCAGCGAAAACCUGACCACAGAACAGGAAUUCAUUUUAAGAUACCUGAAAUGGCAGACAGUAGUUUAGAUAUGUCAGAAUUAGCAAAACAAGCCAAGAAAAAGUUACAAGCACUUCCAAAUCACUUAUUUGAAGAAUUAGCAAUGGAUGUUUAUGAUGAAGUUGACAGAAGAGAAAAUGAUGAACAUUGGCUACAGACGCACGACAACAAAGCUCUAGUCAGUGACCGACAGGGGGUGCCUUUUCUCCCUCUUAACCCAGAUUUUUCGGCCACACGCAAUCAGGGACGUCAGAAACUUGCCAGAUUCAAUGCAAGAGAAUUUGCCACACUGAUAAUAGACAUUUUAAAUGAUGCAAAAAGAAGACAGACAGGAGUUGUGUCCCCUGUCCAGACUUUAAAGGAACCGGACAAACUGCCUGGUGGUCAAGUGGUCCAAAGAAAGAACAACUUUAACAGCAUUGUCAGUGAUGAGGAACCAAUUUAUGACCAGGUGGCAUCAGAUGAAGACUACAGCAGUAUUGAUAAUCUCAGCAUUAAGAGUGCGGGCAUGAAGGACAGCUCUCUCGCCCACCCCCCAGCCAUUCCAAGGAAAAGCACCCGUCGGCUGAAUUCUGUGGGCAAUCUCCGGUCCGAAGGGGACCUUAUACAGGAUAACGUUAGACAUUUAACGCCAUGUCCCCCCACUGUCCCAGAGGCCAUGGUGGAGGGACCUGUCUCCACGGAAGAAUUCCUCCAAAUGAAGAAAAAAAUGUCCACCAUGGAGUUCAGGAUGCAGCAGAUUCUCAAAACCAAUCAAGAUCUCCAGAAGGAAAGGGACGAUCUCACUCAGCUGGUUCAGACACUUACAAAAGAGAUAUCUAUACUGAGGAAUCAAGCCCAGCAUCAGGCGAGUCCACCAGCCACCUUACCGAAUGGUUACAGCCAGGAUCGGGGAGAGGAGGGUGCUCGGACGAGUAUUCCGAGGGCGGGGACGCGCCCACAAUCAAUGUUUGAGCCGCGGGAAAGGGAGCAGCGAUUAUCUAAUAAAACUCCAUCCAAAGAAUUACUGCCCACAGCCUAUUCUGUAUCCAAUAUCAACAAACCAGAUGAAUCUGAGUCUAACCGUGUGCAAUCUUCAAGUUCUGGGUCUGUAGCAGAGGAAAUUCAGAUGGCCUACCCCCCAGAUCUCUCCCACUAUGACUGUCCCAGCUCACUGCCAGUAGCCAUGGAUGAGGACCUCCCCUCUCAAGAGGAAGUCAUGAGAAAGACCGAAAAAAUCACCAAAAAUAUUCAAGAACUGUACAAAUCUGGCCAGGAUGGCAAACAUGAUAGCUUUGGGCAAUGUGCUGACAAAAUCUAUGAGGCAGUGAAAGAAAUGGCAGCAUUGUUUCCAAAGAACCCAAGAAUCAGCACAGUUCGACACGCGCUACAUUUACUAACAUCGAGUGCUGCUCGCCUACAAGAAGAAUGUCAGGACGGAAUCAUGGGUGACCUUGACCCUGACCUCGAUCUUCCAUUUAAAACUCAGCAAGUGAUGCAGUGUGCUUUUGACAUUGCCAGAGCUGCUAAAGAACUUGUUACUCUGUUUCAGUGAUGAUUUUCAAAUGACUUCUUCAGUUACAGAUCUGAUCUGAGUAAGUUGUACAAGGAAGACUCUUGGGGGCUCCAGGGAGGGAGUCUGAGAUAGAAAUUGGUGCCAAAUAUAACGCUUUGUUUAGAAUGUUGAUUCAAGAUGUUUGACUUACCCCCCUUUAUGUUUGUCAUUUCAUUUGAAAUUAUGGCAUUUCUCUGUUCAGUUGUUUUACUUGAUAAAAUUGUUUUUAAAUGUAAGAUAGGUUUCAUUUUGCUUGUGUGAUUAAGAAAAAAACAUCAAGUUUUAUUUAUAGUGUCAUUAAGUUAUUAAAACAAAAGUAGCUUUAGUAGAAUUUACUCUGCCAUUCUCCAGAAAUAAAAAUGAAAAUGUUUUUCAGUGAAUUUUACAUUCUGGGUAUUUUUUGGAACAAAUUUUAAGUUUGGUAAUGUCUCAAUAUACAUGUACAUCAAAAUUCCAAAAUACAGAAGUAUUUUAUAUUUGUGUAUGUAUUUGUGUAGGGAUUGGUAAAGUAAUAUUAUUUCAGCUGCUUACUCUGAAGAAAUGGGAGACAGAUACAUGUACAUGUAAUAUGAUGCAAUAUUUAAAAAAAAAAAACAGUUUUGCAAUAAGUGUUUACCUGUGCCUUGGUUUGUUUCUGCCAAAUAGUUUAUGGAAAGACAGAAAAUAUCAGUAUUAUGUACAUUAUCAUCAAUCUCUGUUACCGAAAUAAGAACAUUUGUCUGCUAGUUGUUGGCAUUACAUUUACAAAUAAGAGCACCUGUUUACUUUAUAUUUUCUGUGGAAAUCAAAAUUCCCAUCUGUCUCUUCCUGUACUUAGAAGUCUGUAUUACAAACUUGGUUUUUCCUCUGUAAAACAAAGAAGUGUUUUAAAGCACAAUGCAUGUGAUUGGUUAUCAUUAUUUUGUAUAUACAGAAUUGUACAUUUAAUUAGAAGGGAAAAAGAUACAAUUAAAAUUUUCAUGUGUAAAUUACGCAGCAUUAAAAUAUACAAUGUAAAUGUAAUAUCUAGACUUGAGCAAAAUUACUGCAUGAUAUUAAAAUAUAUAGGAGUUGAAAAUGUAUACUGUGAUAUAUCUAGUGUAGAAUAUCUAUGAGAAUAUGUCAUUAUUUUUUAAAAUUUAUUGAGCUAAUUGUAUAGUUAAAGUGAAGAACAGUUAAUAAACUGUAGACUGUAUACAGGGAAAUUUUUGCCCCCAUUAUAAUUUCGCCUCUUUCACCCUUACCUCGGUUGAGUGAAUUUAAAAGGGGGGAAUUCAAAGAAUACAGUAUAAUUUCUUAAACAAAACUGUGACUAGGCAAAUUUAAAACAGGUCAAAAGUUUGCAAGGGUGAAAGAGAAAAAAUAAAGGGGGGCAAAAAUAACCCUGCAUACACUAACAAUCAAGGUGGCCCUCCAAGAUGGUAGGAAUUUGAAAAGUAAUACACAUGUACUGAAUUUCAUUUUGAAUUAAGUAGUUUAUUUGUACCAAUUGGAAUUGAAAAUUCAUUUUACAUUAUGUUCUGUAGUUCAUCAAACAAGCUUGAACUACCACAAAUGUUGUGUAUGUAAUUAUUUGUAUUAUUACAUGUGCGUACACUUUGCAAUUUUUUUUUUACCUGUGUAAUGGAGCUCAUCAUGCAUGAAGCUCAGAAUUGAAUCUAGUCAUAUUGGUUCAUUUUUGUAAUCAGUCUAUAUUUAUUUAGUCACCAGAAUCUGGAGAACAGAGUGUACAGAUAAGGAACAUAUCACAUCCUUGCAUUAUGUUUGUUAAUUAUUGAUGUCAUCGCCAGUAAUUGUCUGUAUUCAAGUUUACAGUGAUUGUUAACAUAAUCAUUGGGCCAAAUUCUUUUUUUUUUAAAUUGGAAAGGGGGGUAUUUUUCAGUAUACAAAAGGAAUUAUGGUUUUUCUCCAGAGGCUUGUUAUUAUUAUUAUUAUUAUUUUUUACUGUGAAUUUGAAGCUUUUAUAAAUUAAGUUCUUAUAACUUUACACUUUUUUUCCCAAGUCCAUUAUGCAAAUAAUUAUUUUUUUAUUUUUUUUGAUAAAGGAGUUUGUAGGAUUUUUGAACAUUUUUUAAUCAUGUAUUUAAUAUGCUUGGAAAAAAAAACCAGUUUGUUGCUGAUUUCAGCAAAGAACUUGUAUAAGCUAGAAAAAUUUAGACAGCAUUUAUUUUAACCAUCAUAUUGAUGUUUUUGUAUGUGUACAAUCAGUUGUGUUUUGUAAGAAAAUAAAAAAAUGGAUUUGAAUAAUACUCAAGGAGAUUUUCUAGUGUCCCAUUUUAUGUAGUGUAUUAGAUUAGGUUAUGUAAAUUUGUAGCAUAAUAUGAGGACUGUCCAUACGAUAAUAACCGUAGCUUUCAUGGUUCAUUUCUUCAUUAUGUUGUAAUGCAUGUCGUCAUGAAAUGUAGACAUAUUCUAUUUUGUAUUAUUGAUAGUAAUUAUCAAUAAUUAUGGAUAUCAAUAAAGAAAAUUAAACCCGA
Molecule: messenger RNA, 4841 nt
Organism: Saccostrea cuccullata (small rock oyster)
Lineage: Eukaryota; Metazoa; Mollusca; Bivalvia; Ostreida; Ostreidae
Product: ARF GTPase-activating protein GIT2-like
Exons: 20
Coding region: 109-2385 (758 amino acids)
Biological process (GO): regulation of ARF protein signal transduction; regulation of G protein-coupled receptor signaling pathway; brain development
Cellular component (GO): synapse
Molecular function (GO): GTPase activator activity; small GTPase binding
Source: RefSeq, a predicted model, not a curated record